This is a messenger RNA of Cylindrotheca closterium, 792 nucleotides long. Lineage: Eukaryota; Bacillariophyta; Bacillariophyceae; Bacillariales; Bacillariaceae. The record is from the annotation of a GenBank genome assembly.
AUGCAAUCGGCUGGAGGUCACAUGCGUCAUCGAAAGGCAUAUGCAAUGCGAGGGGCUCUAUCGACAACUGCCUCCUCCUCUCCAUCAUCUUCGGCAACCAUCAAGUUUGACUUUGACAAUAUUCGAAAUGAAAUCAUGAAUUACUGGCUGAUUUCUGAAGCAGCAUCUCCCAAAGGAUCUACCACGAACGCGAGAUAUUGCUGCUUUACCUACCAUGAUGGUCGACGCGAGUAUCUCAAACCAUCCGCGAAUUGGCAUUGGCUGGAUAAGGAGCUGAGUUCCAAUUUUGCGGGGGAGACUGGGGCAGUUCAUAUUUACAAGGGCGCCCUAGCGGCCUUGUCGAUCCGACCCAUCAACGAUGACGUGUUGGAAUUCUGUCAGUCGCACAUGGCCAAUGAAGCCUCUCAUUUGCAAAUGUUUGAGUAUAUCGUGCCUGAUGGAAAGCGAACCAAAUUGCUACCAAUAUGGAGAUUAGCUGGCUUUACGUUGGGUUUCUUUCCGACGCUAUUGGGAGGUAGCCGAGCGUUGUAUGUGACGGUAGAAGCAGUGGAAACCUUUGUGGAAGAACACUUUCAAGACCAGAUAGUUCCAUUAAAGAAGCAAAAUGCAUGUCCGGACUUGGUGAAGCUACUAGAAUCUUGCUGUGAAGAUGAAGUGCACCACAAGGAAGAUGCCGCCCGUCGAUUACUAAAUCAAGACAAUCCAGGCAUCGACGCCUUUUGGGUGCAGCCGUGGACAUCACUUGUCCGAGGAGGUUCCGCGCUUGCAGCUGAGAUUGCUAGAAGAGUAUAA